UUUUUUUCCUUCUUAUCAGCAGCACCCAGGCAGGGGGCCACAAAACCACCAGCUCAGAGCAGAAGUGCACUGAAGAGCCUCAGCGCGGAUCAGCACUCAUCCACAUCUGCAUCAGGACUCUGAACAUCUGUUCACGAUGAGCAGAAAGCCAGCGGAUGAAGCAGAGGGAGUCAUUGAGGACAAUGAAUACGUGAACGCACCAGUACGUCCUGAGGACAAAGCCCCCCCAGACCGGAGGCUCCUCUUCUCCUCUCCGUCUCUCCCCCUGCUCGCCGUGUGUUGGAUCCUCCUGCUGCUCAUCAUGGGCCUUCGUAUCUACUUUACUACAAUAAGUGAUGACAUAACAGAGAUGAACCAGUUAAGAGAAAACCUGCUGGCGGCCAAACAAGAGCUGAGAAACCUCAGUGAGCAGCUGAACUUAGAGAAGGAAGACUCAAGAAAGAAACUCAACAGUCUCAAGCUGCAGCUGGAAAACAUGACGCAACACUAUCAUGUCUCAGAAGGUAAGAACACCGAGCUGAAGAACGAGAUCCAGGAGCUGAAGACAGAGAACCAGGAGCUGAAGACAGAGAACCAGGAGCUGAAGGAGAACUUCACAAAACAAAUCACAGACCUGGAGGACAACUGGGAGAAGUUCAAUGUCAACAGAGCUCAGUGGACCAUCGACUCCUACUGCCCAGCAGAUACAAGUAAAGUGAGAACGUGUUCAGCUUGUCAGAGAGGCUGGUACCAUAUCCAGAAGAGCUGCUAUGUGUUUCAUAACAGUGAAGCUCCUUCUGAUCUUAAAACCUGGGAAGAAGCUCGAGAGAACUGCAGAGGAAGGGAUGCAGAUCUGGUUGUUGUUCAUGAUGAGGAGGAAAAGGUGAUGAGAGACCUGAGGGAACGUUUAUGAUAUAAAUAUUAAAUAUAAAUGGUUUUCUGUAGUUGAGUCUGUAGGACUAGUUUACAGGUAACAACAUAUAAAUAUGAAUAAUAUAAAUAAGUAC
Gasterosteus aculeatus aculeatus (three-spined stickleback) is the source of this 986-nucleotide messenger RNA. The record is from RefSeq and is a predicted model, not a curated record. NCBI's taxonomy places the organism in Eukaryota, Metazoa, Chordata, Actinopteri, Perciformes, Gasterosteidae.